UCUCGCAAAAGUGUGUAGAGAGCCAGCCACGUUAGCCAUGGAGCCGUGGCUAGACGACUUAGCCGACGACCUCCAAAGCAUAAGCUUCAACUCCGCCACUACCGCCACCGAAAUCCACCGCUCCACCAGCUCCGGCUCCGAGGCCACCUGGACGGCUGCCUCCUCCGGCUCCUCCCAUUUCCUCCCCCCUCCGCCUCCUUCCUCCGCCAAGCCCCGUUCCGCCAUUCCCUCCGGCGACCCCUGCUGGGACGCCAUCCGCCGCGCUCUCUCUUCUUCCUCCUCCUCAUCUCCCUCCCUCUCAGUCUCCGACCUCCGCUUCAUCCACCGCCUCGGCUCCGGCGACAUCGGCGCCGUCUAUCUCGCCGAGGUGAAAGCUCCUCCCCCGCCUCCGGCCGAGCCGCCGCAAUCUCCGUCGCUAUUACAGCAGCCGGCUCUCUUCGCCGCCAAGGUCAUGGACAAGAAGGAGCUCGCGAGCCGUAAUAAGGAAGGACGCGCGAGGACAGAAAAGGAAAUUCUGGAAAUGUUAGACCACCCGUUCCUCCCCACUCUCUACGCCUCCAUCGAUUCCCCUAAAUGGUCGUGCCUCUUAACGGAGUUCUGCCCCGGCGGCGACCUCCACGUCCUCCGUCAACGUCAACCGGCCAAACGCUUCCCGGAAUCCUCAGUCCGAUUUUAUGCAUCAGAGGUGAUUGUUGCUCUAGAGUAUGUACACAUGAUGGGGAUUGUUUAUCGUGACCUAAAGCCCGAAAACGUAUUGGUUAGAUCAGACGGCCAUAUUAUGCUGACAGACUUCGACCUUUCCUUAAAAUGCGACACGUCUACAUCAACUCCUGCUCAAGUAAUUUCCGGCCAAAACACACCCGCCGGAUCGGCGCAAAACCAGUACAGCUACGCCAUUGAUCCGCCCAAGUUCACCGCAUCUUCCUGCAUCCUCCCCAACUGCAUAGUCCCCGCCGUUUCAUGCUUCAGCCCAAGGCGGAGGCGCAAGAAGAAACCCGGCCCGCACAGCGGGCCGGAGUUCGUGGCCGAGCCCGUGGACGUCCGGUCAAUGUCAUUCGUCGGUACUCACGAGUACCUGGCGCCGGAAAUCGUCUCCGGCGAGGGCCACGGCAGCGCCGUCGAUUGGUGGACGCUCGGAAUCUUCAUCUUCGAGCUGUUAUACGGCGUGACGCCGUUCAGGGGCAUGGACAACGAGCUAACCCUAGCCAACAUCGUCGCCCGCGCCCUGGAAUUCCCCAAGGAGCCGCCCAUCCCCGCCGCGGCUAAGGACUUGAUUUCGCAGCUGCUGGUUAAAGAUCCCGCCCGGCGAAUGGGGUCCACCAUGGGCGCCACCGCAAUAAAGCAACACCCGUUCUUUCAGGGCGUGAAUUGGGCACUCCUACGUUGUACACCUCCGCCCUUCGUGCCUCCGCCUUAUGCUCGAGACGUUUUGUCCGAUAAUGAAAGUUGUCCCGACACCCCAGUCGAGUACUAUUGAUAAAAAGAAUUGCACCUCAAUCUCGGGUACCACUAGUGUGAAUAUAGAGUAAUAUAAAGGAACUUUCACACUCUCAGUUAUAAUAUAUACCGUGAUUGACCUGUCGGGGUCUGGUGCAAUGGCUACAUGCAAUUUUCUAAUACAUUAUUAUCUCAAGCCUAUUCAUGUUACUUGUUGGUAUGGAAAUGAUAAAUGACGUGAAUAAAAAUCAUAUUCAUGCAA
This is a messenger RNA of Ipomoea triloba (trilobed morning glory), 1699 nucleotides long. RefSeq names its product serine/threonine-protein kinase AGC1-5. The transcript has 2 exons. Gene Ontology annotation, biological process: protein phosphorylation. Lineage: Eukaryota; Viridiplantae; Streptophyta; Magnoliopsida; Solanales; Convolvulaceae. The record is from RefSeq and is a predicted model, not a curated record. Gene Ontology annotation, cellular component: nucleus; plasma membrane; cytoplasm. Gene Ontology annotation, molecular function: ATP binding; protein serine/threonine kinase activity. The coding region runs from base 38 to 1477 and encodes 479 amino acids.